AUGGAGGCAGCCACGGCUCUGGAGGUGGCCUCAGGAUCCACACUGAAGGUGAAAGAAGCCAGCCCAGCCGAUGCCGACCGACCUCAGGCUUCACCUCAGCAGGAGGCUGGCAGCCCCAUUCCCCAGCUGCUACCCCCCAUAGAAGACGAUGGGAGCAGUCUUCCCAGCCAGAGAGAAGGCUGGAUCUGCUGGGUGUUGCCUGGGUCACCUGUGCAUGGAGCACAGCCGGAUGCAGUAUCUGCUUCCUCUAAGCUCUCCUCUUCCCCGACAGGAGGCUCACCACUGAAUUUUCUCUCUUUCCUUCACUCAGAGCAUCCCAAAAUCUGGCUUCCUCGGGCCCUGAGGCAGACCUAUAUCCAGAAGGUUGGAGAAGCUGUGAACCUGCUAAUCCCAUUCCAGGGCAAACCCAGACCUCGAGCCAUCUGGACGCAUGACGGCUGUGCCCUGGACACCAGUCGUGUGAGCGUGCGGCAUGGGGAGCAGGACUCCAUCCUCUUCAUCCGAGAGGCCCAGCGUGCUGACUCAGGUCGCUACCAGCUCCAUGUGCAGCUGGGCGGGCUGGAGGCCACUGCUGCCAUCGACAUCCUGGUGAUUGAGAGGCCGGGCCCUCCUCAGAGUAUCAAGCUGCUGGACGUCUGGGGCUCCAGCGCUACCCUGGAGUGGACACCUCCCCAAGACACGGGCAACGCGGCACUGCUGGGCUACACGGUGCAGAAGGCUGACAUGAAAUCUGGGCUGUGGUUCACGGUGCUGGAGCGCUACCACCACACCAGCUGCACCGUCUCCAACCUCAUCGUUGGCAACUCCUAUGCAUUUCGAGUCUUUGCUGAGAACCAGUGUGGGCUCAGCGAGACAGCCCCCAUCACUGCUGACCUGGCCCACAUCCAGAAGGCAGCUACCAUUUACAAGACGGAGGGCUUUGCCCAGCGAGAUUUCUCUGAAGCCCCAAAGUUCACCCAGCCUCUGGCAGACUGUACUACAGUCAUUGGCUACGACACCCAGCUCUUCUGCUGUGUCCGCGCCUCCCCCAAGCCAAAGAUCAUCUGGCUGAAGAACAAGAUGGAUAUCCAAGGCAACCCCAAGUACAGAGCCCUCACUCACUUGGGAAUCUGCUCCCUAGAGAUCCGCAAGCCUGGUCCCUUUGAUGGGGGCAUCUACACUUGCAAGGCGGUUAACCCUCUAGGGGAGGCGUCCGUGGACUGUCGGGUGGACGUGAAAGGUAAGGGCAGAACUUGCACCUGAAGGGUGUGAUCACCUCCUCUUUCCACAGGUGGAAAGGUCGAGGGCAGAGACACACACCUAGAUGGAGAAGGGCUCAUUUGGCUUCUCCUUCAGGCCUUCUCAUCACUGUCACCAUCAGGAUGUAUUUUUUUAUCCACUAUCUCAUGUCUCUCCAUCAUAAUUCUGUAAUAUAGGAAGAAUCGCUCUUUCCAUUUUGCAAAAGAGAGACCUGAAGCAUAGGAAGGGGAUCAAUCGGUUUGCCCAAGAUUUUUACCACCGGUUAAUUGAGGAGUUAGCGCUAUGAUGGAAGGAGGCCAAGUCUCCCAGACAGUACCUGGACUGUUUUUCUUUAAACUAUACAAUCUUCUUAUUCAGUCCAGAAAAGCUAUAGUUCUUUGUUGCGGUUUUAAGCAAACCAGAGGACUUUCAUCUCCGGUGUGUCAAAAGGGAAUAUUGC
Messenger RNA from Phacochoerus africanus (Common warthog), 1678 nucleotides. RefSeq names its product myosin binding protein H like (gene MYBPHL). Gene Ontology annotation, molecular function: protein binding. The transcript has 7 exons. The coding region runs from base 1 to 1242 and encodes 413 amino acids. The record is from RefSeq and is a predicted model, not a curated record. NCBI's taxonomy places the organism in Eukaryota, Metazoa, Chordata, Mammalia, Artiodactyla, Suidae.